AUGGCCUCGGACUGCACACAGCUUCUCAUAUGCAUCAAGAUGCUGGAGAGCCAUGGCUGUUUUAUUUGGACAUUGGUGCUGUCGAUCGCUGUGGGAGUUGAAUGUGGCGUAGGUGAGCAAUGGUUGUACCUGGAGCAGAAGGUCGAAGCCUACGUAAAUAAAAUUAAUGAGUCGUCCGGAGGUCAGGUCUUGACAUGGGGUAUGACUGCCGAUUACGCGUAUUGGCGAGAUUAUCCACAUCGUCAUAACCAAAGACCUCCUGUGAAUGGUGAAAUAGACUGGUAUGACUACGCCAAAUGCUCCGGAAUCAACACUUUGAAAGAAAGAGAAACCGAUUGCACUGGGCUUUUCAAUUGGAAUAUUCACAAAGGCAUAAACGCACCAUUCUAUCUUGGCCAAUUCACCAUGGUUCCGGUAACGUACAAGGGACUAGGUUACAGGGCAGUUACAUUUAACGUCAGUGGUCUCAGCAAGCACUCAGAAGAGCAGAGGUGGGGUCAUUUAACCUCUGUAACCAAUCGACUGCUCUUUCAGGCAAGUGAUUUAUUCGAGAAAGCCGCACUCAAGGAGUGCUUGCUUGACUACGGCGUUAACUACGGGCACCACAUGAAAGGAGCGUGCCGCUGGCUCCGCUUUGCAGCGGCUAACGAGUCUUGA
Messenger RNA from Dermacentor silvarum, 657 nucleotides. RefSeq lists its product as uncharacterized. The record is from RefSeq and is a predicted model, not a curated record. Lineage: Eukaryota; Metazoa; Arthropoda; Arachnida; Ixodida; Ixodidae. Bases 1 to 657 code for a protein of 218 amino acids. The transcript has 6 exons.